AUGAACAAAUCCUCCUGUCCUCGUGUCAACUUUGACUUUACAGGCAGAUUUCUGCCUCCCGUUUACAUCAUAGUCUUCAUCGUUGGUCUGGUAGCUAACGGAUGGGGACUGAAGUCUUUGCUACAGAAAUGGAAGAAACUGGGUAACAUCAAUGUUUUUGUUCUUAACCUUGGACUUGCUGAUAUUUUGUACCUGCUCACUCUCCCGUUUUUGGUGGUGUACCACUUUAUGAAGAGUAAAUGGAUCUUUGGAGACGCAUUCUGCAAGAUAACAAGAUUCUGCUUCAACCUGAAUCUAUAUGGCAGCAUCGGGUUCCUUACUUGUAUAAGUGUGUACAGGUACCUGGCCAUUGUCCAUCCAAUGAGAGUGAUGGGAAGAAUAACUGUCACCCACUCUGUGGUGAUCUCAGUCAUGGUUUGGCUGUUGGUGAGUGUUCAGAGUCUCCCAGACGUGUUCUACACCAAAACAUAUGGAAACAAGCCUGGGAAAUGUUAUGAAACCACCCAUAAGCGCUAUGUUGAGAGUUACCUGAAAUACAGCCUUGGAUGGACACUCACUGGGUUUUGUAUCCCAUUCCUCAUCACACUGGGCUGCUAUGGACAUGUGAUUGUUGUUCUCUGCCGCACAAAUACCACUCACAAGGUACUGAAACAGAGAAGUCUGAAGUUGUUGUUCAUCUUGAUUCUUCUCUUCUCUGUUUGUUACAUCCCCUAUCAUGUUUUAAAGAACCUCAACCUCUGGUCAAGAGUUCUGUCCAAACAGAAAAUAUGUGCUGAAUGGUCCAAUGGAGUCUACAUCGCUCAUCAGAUAAGCCGCGGCCUUGUGUGUCUGAACGGUGCUCUCAACCCUCUGGUUUACCUCCAUGGUAAUGAGAAUUUUCUUGCUAGUACUAGACAGCUGCUCCAGCAAGCUCAUCAGACGUUCAGUCGUGUGUUUUUUUCAAACUCCGGCAGUGUGCCUGUGCCACAAACUGCAGAUGAAGCUGAACACGAGUUAUGAUUUCAACCUAAACUAUCAAAUGACAAAUAGCUCAAACAGCAUGCAGCUGUCCAUCACAGCUGAUGGAGUGAAUUAACUGCUGUGUGAUUGAAACUGUCAGUCAUUUUCUCACACGUUGCUUUCUUUGCCUGAAGAACAAGUUUUCUGUACAGUUACUUUUUAUCUUUUUGUAAGUCAUAAUGUGGUUAACACAUGCUGAUAAAUGUUGCAAA
This is a messenger RNA of Epinephelus lanceolatus (giant grouper), 1211 nucleotides long. RefSeq names its product P2Y purinoceptor 1-like. Gene Ontology annotation, biological process: G protein-coupled receptor signaling pathway. Gene Ontology annotation, molecular function: neuropeptide receptor activity. The record is from RefSeq and is a predicted model, not a curated record. Gene Ontology annotation, cellular component: membrane. Lineage: Eukaryota; Metazoa; Chordata; Actinopteri; Perciformes; Serranidae.